This is a messenger RNA of Candidozyma auris, 1326 nucleotides long. RefSeq names its product glycylpeptide N-tetradecanoyltransferase NMT1 (gene NMT1). The transcript has a single exon. Bases 1 to 1326 code for a protein of 441 amino acids. The record is from RefSeq and is a predicted model, not a curated record. Lineage: Eukaryota; Fungi; Ascomycota; Pichiomycetes; Serinales; Metschnikowiaceae. Gene Ontology annotation, cellular component: cytoplasm. Gene Ontology annotation, biological process: N-terminal peptidyl-glycine N-myristoylation. Gene Ontology annotation, molecular function: glycylpeptide N-tetradecanoyltransferase activity.
AUGUCAGAUAAGCCGCCCAAACUGAUCGAGGAGCUCUUGAAGCUCAUGCUGAUGGGCGAGGUGCUCAAUGAAACACAAAAAAAGCAAAUGAAGGAUUACAAGUUCUGGAAAACUCAGCCGGUACCCAGCUUAGAUGAGGUGGUGGAUAACUAUGGACCCAUCGAGGUCAAGACUCCAGCAGACGUUCCCGAUGAGCCGUUACCGCUUUUGAACGAGUUCUACUGGCUGACCAUUGACGUUGAGUCUCUGUCCGAGUUAGACGAAGUGUACCAGCUUUUGUAUGAACACUACGUGGAGGACCAAGAUGCUACGUUCCGGUUCAAGUACUCCCACGAGUUUUUCAAAUGGGCGUUGAAGCCUCCAGGAUGGCGCAAAGAAUGGCACUUGGGUGUGAGGGUUCGGGGAACCGGCAAGUUGGUAGCUUUCAUUGCCGGUGUGCCCGUGACGCUUAAGUUGACAAAGCCAGGGAAUUUGGUGAAGCUGGUGGAGAUCAACUUCUUAUGCAUUCACAAAAAAUUGCGUUCAAAACGUUUGACCCCUGUGUUGAUCAAGGAAAUUACUAGAAGAGUGAAUAAGGAGGAUAUUUGGCAGGCUCUCUACACUGCGGGCAUUGUGUUACCUUCUCCAGUAUCCUGCUGCAGAUACACCCACCGUCCCCUCAACUGGCUGAAGUUGUACGAUGUGGGCUUCUCUCACCUUUCCCAGGGGCAAACGAAGGCUAAAAUGGUGGCCCACUACUCCUUGCCUAAUCAGACUAAGACAGACGGUCUUAGACUUAUCAAACCUGAGGACAUCGACCAAGUGCUUGAUUUGCUUCAUAGAUACCAGGAAAGAUUCGAUCUUGUGCAGAUCUUCACCAAGGAUGAGGCGAAGCAUUGGUUUUUGGGCGGCGACGAACGUGCUAGUGUGAUAAAGACCUACGUUGUGGAGAAAGAGGGUAAGAUUACUGACUUUUUCUCGUACUACUUGCUUCCAUUUUCUGUGUUGAACAACCCUACGCACGAUGAAUUGGGCAUUGCAUAUCUCUUCUAUUACGCAUCGGAGCUGGCCAUGACUGAAAGCUUUGACGCCUACAAGGCUCGUCUCAACUCCUUGAUCAGCGACGCAUUGAUCACCUCAAAAGAGUACAACGUGGACGUUUUCAACGCAUUAACAUCGCAGGAUAACCCGUUGUUCAUCAAACAGAACAAGUUUGGCAGCGGUGACGGUUUCUUGAAUUACUACUUGUUUAAUUACCGCAUGAAGCCUAUCAGCGGUGGCAUUGAUCCUAAGACAAGUCAAGUCAUUGACGAUAAAGGUAGUGGAGUGGGUGUUGUGCUCUUCUAA